AUGCAUAGAAUUAUUCCAACACACCAACUCGACCAGUAUAUUGAAGUCAUGUUGCAGACUCAGUUCCCAUUCGUCAAUUUGUACAGUUUGUAUAACACCGACCUGUUGAACGAUAACUCAAAUGACAGAAAUAAUGGAAAUAGUGACAAUAGUAGUGGUCAUAAUACUGAUAUGGUACAGUUAAUCGAAGGUGACCAUGACGUGAUCAGUCAGCCAACUGAAUCUGUUGAAAUUAUACCACUGAAACAGGAAACAACCAAUAGAAUAGUUCCUAAAUCGGCCAAUCAAAUGGAGCAAUCUGAUUUGGAUGAAAUUCGAGAAAGUGAGCCAUAUUCAACGCUUCAAGUUAUCCCUAAUUCACAAAAUUCAUCAGAAUCAGAUAUUGAACAAGUGAACAAUCAUUUGUUAAGUGAAAAGAUUGAAAGUGAUAACCUUGAUAAGAAUAUUGGACAACAAGGCCCACCUUUGCAUAGUAAUAAUAAUGAUGAUAAUACUUUGAAUGAACAAACGGAAAUCCACACUGUACAUUUAACAAAGUCAAAUGGACAAAGUUUGGGUUUAAGUGUUGUUGGAUAUAUUUAUAAAAAUCCAUAUGAUGAAAAUCAGUACAACAAAGGCCUUUUCGUGCAGAAUAUCAUUCCGAAUAGUAUAUCAGACCAAUGUAAAUCAAUUCAAGUGAAUGAUCAAAUAAUACAAGUCAAUGAAACGUCUUUAAUUGGUCUAGACAAUGUACAAGCUGUUUCAAUUUUGAAGAAAGCGAACCGAGACAUUACCCUGAAGUUGAGACGUUACCUUCAUGGUCUUCUGUGUGAAGAAUUAAAAAAAGCAGGUUCUUCUGCGGUGAAUAUUUGCUGUCAACAGAAUCUACAAUUGAAUACACAACAAAGUUAUGAAUCUGACACCAAUCCGGAUUAUCCACAAUCAGUAAAAGAAAAUCUAUGUAAGCAUUGUAUGCUAAACAUUGAAACAAGUGAUUCAUCAGAUCAAUCAACAUCAAGUAAGCGAUAUCGAGAACGACGUCCCAUCAGUAUUGUAACUAGCUUCAAUCAAUCAGAUACAUUAUACAUGGAACUAACUGACGAUUUAAUUGACUCUCCUUGUACAUGCUUAAAUGAUAAUGAAUGUAUACAGAAGUCAUCUCUGAUGAUCUUGUCAGAAGGAGAGGAAAAUAUGCAAGAUGUACAGUUACAUAAAUUACUAUCAACACCAACAUCGUCGUCAUUAUCAUCAUCUUCCAUUUGUACAUACAAUAACUCUACCUUCUUGGACUCAGCACAUUCUUCCGACAAAUCAAUCGCUGACAAAUUUUGCACAACAUACAUCCCUUAUGAGGUGAAAUCAAAUGUUAUCCUAGCGUCAUUUCAUCAUAAAAUACAAACGCUGGCAACAAAACCGGCUGUAAUGAUAAACGGGAUAACGAACAAAAGUGAUACUAAUCAGGAUAGAGUUCUGACUACAGAUCAAGAGGAUGAAACAUAUGACAGAAUUGUCUGCAGAAGUGAAAGUGAUAACAAUAAUGUCAUUACGUCCGAAAUUAAUAGCCUCUCACCAAUCGAUUUCAGUAAUGAAGUACAAGAACUAGAAACAAUGCCAAAACUGAUAUCUGAAAAUUCUGCUGGCACUACUGAUAUUGGUAAUGUCAAGCAAAAUGCUUAUCAAAAUGGUAUUAAAAACAUUGAAAACACCAGUGUGUCACUACAAGAAAAAGUCGAAAUAACCAGACACCUGGUUUCCGCUACUAAAGAAAGAAACCUAUGUGAUUAUUUGGUCAAUAAUAUUCAUACUUAUCCUCAUUUUCCUUAUUUGCUACACUUCGCAAUUAGUAGACAAAUAUUUUGA
Molecule: messenger RNA, 1839 nt
Organism: Heterobilharzia americana
Lineage: Eukaryota; Metazoa; Platyhelminthes; Trematoda; Strigeidida; Schistosomatidae
Source: the annotation of a GenBank genome assembly